Trichoderma harzianum CBS 226.95 is the source of this 1237-nucleotide messenger RNA. RefSeq lists its product as hypothetical. Gene Ontology annotation, molecular function: monooxygenase activity; heme binding; iron ion binding. The record is from RefSeq and is a predicted model, not a curated record. The annotation marks the transcript as partial. NCBI's taxonomy places the organism in Eukaryota, Fungi, Ascomycota, Sordariomycetes, Hypocreales, Hypocreaceae. The transcript has a single exon.
UGGCCUGUAGAUGUCCACUAUUUUCCCGAUGCUCGAAUCAAAACAGAGCACCAGGCGAAGCGAAAGAAGCUGGCCCAUGUCUUUGCGCAAAAGAAUAUUGAGAGUCUGGAGCCCGUUAUUCUCGAUGCAACGGCCACGCUUGUCUCCCAAAUCGAUAAGCACAUUGCUCAGAGCAAGGCCAUUAAUAUUCGGAGAUAUGUUAACUAUUAUACCAUUGAUUUAUUUGCCGAGCUACUCUAUGGACGUUCGUUGGGAUGUCUCGAACGUGGCGAUGAUAUAGUCGAAGCACAGACAAAAUAUGCCAAAGUUUAUAAAGCGCACAUGAUUAGAUCCCUUCACGAUGCAACACACAUGAAUACCUUUUUGGGAUAUGGAGCACAUCUGCUGCCCCUGACAAAGACGCUCUUCGCUCGCCACCCGUAUAUGAAAGCUGGUGCAAAUUGGGACAACAUCAUUUACCACAACACAACGAAACGACUUCAAGAUGCAGAGUCUGGAGAGGAAAAGAAGGACCUGUUCUCCAAUCUGCUUCGUAACAACAAAGGAGAGAGCCUUGACCUCCCAAUGGGCGAAAUCUUGGCUGAAUGCUCUGUUAUGAUGAACGCUGGAACAGAUACUACUACCGCGGCCCUAACAAAUACCAUUUUCCUCCUGUAUAAACAUCCCCGCGUUCUCGCGAAGCUACGCCAAGAGUUAGACAGCGCUAUUGGUUCAUCGGCCGACGUUCCCAACUAUGCAUCCGUGUCUUCUCUCCCGUACUUGCGUGCCUGCAUUGAAGAGUCGCUGCGCAUUCGCCCUGCUUCAUCAUAUGGUCUUCCACGAGUUGUUCCUGCCGGCGGACGUGUCAUUGCCGGGCAAUAUAUCCGCGAGGGUGUGACUGUCUCUGUCCCGACGUACACUCUACUUCGCAAUACAGACUGCUUCAAGGACGCAUAGUCGUUUAAUCCCGAUAGGUGGAUUGAAUCAGACAAAGCCACAAGGAAAGGAUGAACACUGCCCAUUUUCCAUUCAGUGUGGGCCCUAGGGCAUGUAUCGGGAGGAAUAUUGCCUAUUUUGAGCAGCUGUUAGUUAUUUCAUCUAUUGUCAGAUUUUUCGACUUCACAUUUGUGGACGGAGAGUCGCAAGAGCUCGCUACUUUGGAGAGAUUCAAUUCGAAUCCGGGAGAGCUGCGUUUAUGGCCAUCCAGGCGGACAGUGUAAAGAGAAGCCAGAAUAACUAAUUUAGUUAUAUAGUAAGC